Raphanus sativus (radish) is the source of this 432-nucleotide messenger RNA. RefSeq lists its product as uncharacterized. Lineage: Eukaryota; Viridiplantae; Streptophyta; Magnoliopsida; Brassicales; Brassicaceae. The transcript has a single exon. The coding region runs from base 1 to 432 and encodes 143 amino acids. The record is from RefSeq and is a predicted model, not a curated record.
AUGUUUCAUACCGCCCAAUGGUCGUCUGUCCACUGUUACGCUACUCCUCCGCUUAGUUCCAUCAAGAUCUGGGCCAAUCUUACAUGCGUUCCUCAAGACCUGCGUUACAAGCAAGGACUCAGUUUGGUGGCUCGGUUAAUUGGGGAAUCUAAGGAGACUGAUGAUUUCACUCUUAAUCUAGUCAGUUUCACCUUAUCUCAUGUGAAGGUGGAAGUGGAUCUUACCAAGCCGCUUCCAAGUGUUGUGGAAUUUGAAAGACAGAGUGGCGAGGUCGUUGAGGUCAAGGUGGAUUAUCCAUGGCUACCUCCAACUUGUUCUCACUGUAAAGCGCUUGGACAUGUGAUCAGGAAUUGCUUGCAGUUCACGCCUCCAAAGACCCCCCUUCCUAGCGCCUCUGUCACUGUUGAAAAAGCAAAGAAAAAGUGUCAGUAA